Gavialis gangeticus (Gharial) is the source of this 4687-nucleotide messenger RNA. RefSeq names its product RAN binding protein 17 (gene RANBP17). Gene Ontology annotation, biological process: protein export from nucleus. Gene Ontology annotation, cellular component: cytoplasm; nuclear pore. The transcript is spliced from 27 exons. NCBI's taxonomy places the organism in Eukaryota, Metazoa, Chordata, Crocodylia, Gavialidae. Bases 95 to 3280 code for a protein of 1061 amino acids. The record is from RefSeq and is a predicted model, not a curated record. Gene Ontology annotation, molecular function: nuclear export signal receptor activity; small GTPase binding.
GGGAGAUAUCGCUAUUGUUUUUCCUUAACAGAGUUUGGCAGAGUUAGAAGUACUAUGUAACCACCUCUAUGAGGGAACUGAUGUAGCACAGCGGAUGCAAGCUGAGAAGGUGCUCUUGGAACUCAUUGACAGCCCCGAAUGUCUCAGCCAGUGCCAACUUUUACUAGAACGAGGAACAACAUCCUACGCUCAGCUUCUAGCGGCAACAUGCCUCUCUAAACUUGUGAGCAGAACGACUCCUUUACCCGUUGAACAAAGGAUUGACAUCAGGAAUUACAUUCUGAACUACGUAGCAUCUCAACCCAAACUGGCUCCUUUUGUGAUCCAAGCUCUUGUUCAGGUCAUUGCUAAGAUUACAAAAUUAGGAUGGUUUGAGGUUCAAAAAGAUCAGCUCAUCUUCAGAGACAUAAUUGCUGAUGUAAAAAAGUUUUUGCAGGGUACUGUGGAUCAUUAUAUAAUUGGAGUGAUGAUUCUCUCAGAACUAACUCAGGAAAUGAACCUAGUGGAUUAUUCGAGACCUUCAGCCAAGCAUCGUAAAAUAGCUACCUCAUUUCGUGACACUUCUUUAAAAGACAUUUUGAUGCUGGCAUGUUCUCUUCUAAAGGAGCUAUUGGCGAAACCUUUAAAUCUUCAGGACCAACAGCAACAAAGUUUAGCAAUGCAUCUUUUGAAACUCGUUCUUAACUGUCUUAACUUUGACUUCAUUGGGAAUUCAGCAGAUGAGUCUGCAGAUGAUCUAUGCACUGUACAGAUUCCAACAAACUGGAGAACAAUCUUCCUGGAGCCAGAGACCCUGGACCUGUUUUUUGAUUUGUAUCAUUCCCUUCCCCCAAUGCUCUCUCAGCUAGCACUUUCCUGUUUAGUUCAGUUUGCUUCUACAAGGAGAUCUUUAUUUAGCAAUCCAGAACGUGCCAAGUAUCUUGGUAACCUGAUCAAAGGAGUGAAAAGAAUACUUGAAAAUCCUCAGGGUUUAUCUGAUCCAAGUAAUUACCAUGAAUUCUGUCGGUUUUUGGCUCGACUAAAGACAAACUACCAACUGGGAGAACUAGUAAUGGUGAAAGAAUAUCCAGAAGUUAUCCGACUGAUAGCCAAUUUCACUAUUACUAGCCUACAGCAUUGGGAGUUUGCUCCAAACAGCGUUCAUUAUUUGCUAACCCUGUGGCAGAGAAUGGUAGCAUCAGUUCCUUUUGUGAAAUCAACAGAACCCCACCUCUUGGAUACAUAUGCACCUGAGAUAACAAAAGCAUAUAUUACUUCCAGACUGGAAUCUGUUCCUGUAGUUGUAAGAGAUGGCUUGGAAGAUCCACUAGAUGAUACAGCUACAGUAUUUCAGCAGUUGGAGCAACUGUGCACAGUUAGCAGAUGUGAAUAUGAAAAAACCUGCGCACUGCUUGUACAAUUGUUUGAUCAAAAUGCACGAAACUACCAAAAGCUAUUGCAUUCUUCCAGUAGGAAUCCUUUAGAACUCACAGUUCAGGAAGGACGACUGGCAUGGCUAGUGUAUUUUGUGGGUACUGUUGUAGGAGGAAGGUUAACUUAUACCAGUACUGAUGAACAUGACGCAAUGGAUGGAGAAUUAUCUUGUCGAGUUUUUCAGCUGAUAUCCUUGAUGGAUGCCCAGUUACCACGGUCUAGUAAUGAAAAAGUAGAACUUGCAAUUCUAUGGUUUUUGGAUCAGUUCCGUAAAACAUACGUAGGGGACCAGCUCCAGCGUACCUCAAAGGUGUAUGCCCGAAUGUCAGAAGUCUUAGGAAUAACAGAUGACAGCCAUGUUCUUGAAACAUUUGUGGCAAAAAUUGUUACAAACCUUAAAUAUUGGGGAAGAUGUGAGCCUGUGAUUUCAAGAACUCUUCAGUUUCUAAAUGAUCUUUCUGUUGGUUAUAUUCUCUUAAAAAAACUAGUGAAAAUAGAUGCUGUGAAAUUCAUGCUUCAGACUCACACAAGUAAACACUUCCCUUUUUUGGGUGUCAAUGAUAAUUACAGUCUCAGCGACCUUAGGUGCCGAACAACAUUCUAUACGGCUCUCACCCGCCUCCUCAUGGUAGAUCUAGGUGAAGAUGAGGAUGAGUUUGAAAAUUUCAUGCUCCCCCUCACAGUUUCAUUUGAAACUCUAACUCAGAUAUUCAACAAUAGUUUUAAACAAGAGGCGGCAAAGCGUAUGUUGAUCGGGCUGGCAAGAGAUCUUCGAGGGAUUGCCUUUGCACUGAACACAAAGACCAGCUACACCAUGCUGUUUGACUGGAUAUACCCAUCAUAUCUUACUGUUCUACAAAGAGCUAUUGAAUUGUGGUAUCGUGAACCAACAUGUACAACUCCUAUAUUGAAGCUAAUGGCAGAGUUGAUGCAAAACAGAUCACAGCGUUUAAAUUUUGAUGUGUCAUCUCCAAAUGGAAUUCUUCUUUUCAGAGAAGCUAGUAAAAUGAUUUGUACUUAUGGUAAUCAGAUCCUAUCCCUUGGGACACUGUCAAAAGAUCAGGUUUAUCCAUUGAAACUCAAGGGUAUUUCCAUCUGCUAUUCUGCACUCAAAUCUGCCUUAUGUGGAAAUUAUGUCAGCUUUGGCGUCUUCAAGUUGUAUGGGGACAACCACUUUGACAAUGUACUUCAGGCCUUUGUCAAAAUGCUGCUGUCAGUAUCCCACAGUGAUUUGCUACAAUAUAGAAAACUAAGCCAGUCUUAUUAUCCACUCUUGGAAUGCCUGACCCAGGAUCAUAUGAGUUUCAUUACCAGUUUAGAACCUAAUGUGCUAAUCUAUAUUCUUACUUCAGUAUCUGAAGGACUUACUGCACUGGAUACUAUUGUCUCCUCCAGCUGUUGUGCUAGCUUAGACUACAUUGUUACCUACCUCUUCAAGCACAUAGCAAAAGAAGGCAAGAAACCACUCAGAUGUAAAGAAAUUUCACAGGAGGGACAAAGAUUACUACAUUUCAUGCAACAGAACCCGGAAGUACUACCACAGAUGAUGUCAAUUCUGAUGAACACCAUCAUUUUUGAAGACUGCAGAAACCAAUGGUCUGUGUCAAGACCACUGCUAGGACUUAUACUACUUAAUGAGAAGUACUUCAGUGAAUUAAGGGCAAGCUUGAUUACCAGCCAGCCUGACAGCAAGCGAGAAGUCCUUAACCAGUGCUUUAGGAACCUAAUGGAAGGAGUCGAACAAAACCUUUUGGUAAAGAACAGAGACAGAUUCACCCAGAACAUGUCAGUCUUUCGAAGAGACAUGGCAGAAGCGCUACGCAACGAAGGGGCCACAGAACCAAGCAGUUUAGAUAUGAUGAGCUGACACUGACUUUGGGUACCAGAGCACUAAUUAGAAAAGAGACUCUUAGAGUUUUGGAUUUGGCCAUAUUGUUAGUAGAUUUUGACUCUUAUAGAAACUAUUUUUUUAAAAAAAGCUUCUGCCUUUUUAUAUUUCUGGCCUAAAUAUAAGAAUUUAUUAUAGUGAAGACAAUGUAAAAUCAGUCUUAGCUUAAAAAAACAUUUUCAGCCUUUCAUAUCAAAAUUUAUUAUCCCUGGUUCUUUUACAUUUACAAAAUUGGUGUAAAAACAAUACUUAACCAAAGAACAUAAUAAAUGCAUGUUGCUUUUAAGCUUGUAUUAGUUGAUGAUUCUCAGUUCCACACAAAAUAGUAAACGUCCUUGAACAUAAACAAAAAAUCCAAGCUCGCUUUCACUCAGUUCACCUUGAUCAAAACAGAGGUGGAAAGCAGUAUAAUUUCUAUAUGAAUUCCUUUGAAUUAAUAAAAAACAUAUAUUUUUCUACAAAACGACUGCAUGUAUAUGUAGACUUCAUUCCCAGUGAAAAGAACAAUGACAACUAAAAGAAUAAAAAUUAAACCCUAAGACUGUGUGUUAGAAAUCUGAAAUAUUACAUAUUAUAAAAUUAAAGGUAGUACUGCCACCUUUCAUGAGAUACAGGAAAUAUUUUCAUUUCACAGAUGUACAUGUCCAAGUGAGUUUAUUCCAGAAAAAAAGACAAAUACUACAGCUGUUAAAUGUUAAGACGUUUCUUUAAAAGAAUUAAAUCAUCUGCCACUGGAAAAAGAAAGCAGAUAGUUACAAAGACUUAUAUCCCAUAUUUAGAGUGGUAUGUGGCACAAUGAAGAUGAAAAGAUGCAUCUAAAAUAGAAAACUCAGCAGAUUCAUCUUCUCCUAUUCAGGGAUCGUAAAGAGUUCAAUACGUGCCAAAACAAAAUUCCUUUUGUACUGUAAGGCUUACACUUAAUGUUAUCCACUCUGAGUUCAUGUAGAACAAUUAAUUUCCAUUGUGUGGUGGGUAUGAAUUAUUGUGUGGGUUGAUGAAAUACGCAAAUUAAUUGGAAUGAGGUUUAACAAAAAUUGAACUAUUUAAGCAAUAAGUCAAUUAGUUCAUAAUGUACAAAAGCUAUUAUGUGCAAUUAGAAAUUGCUGCUGUCUUUUUUACUGAGAUGUAAAUAAUCUAUUUCAUGUGUUUAUCAUGCUUUUGUAUAUUUGCAUAACUUGGUAACACAUUUCCCACUUUCUGGAUAAAAAUAUGAGAUGGUCAUUGCAGGUAGAAGAAGAGAUUCAAAUCAGAAUUUCUGGUAGACACUUACCUAUUUUUCCUGUGUGAUUUCAUAGAUUUUUCCACAAAUUUUUAAAUUACAAGAACUCAGUAUAAGAGGGAAUCAGUUAAGAAGUUUUCUACUUUCCUACUUCUAAGCUUAGCUGA